UAAAUGGCGUCAUCAAAGAUGGCAGCCCCCACUGUGGAGGACGAUGAUGCUUUUGUUUUUGUGUUUGACAGACGAUCCACAGAUGCACCCGAAGUUAAAAUUCCUACCGGAGGGUUGUUUAACUUCGUGGAUUUCAAAGAGAGAGUCAGAGAGGCGCUUGAUAUAACGAAGAGAGACCAGUUUGUCAUCGCAACUACCAAUCGCGAUGAGAUCAAGGAUGAUGAAUCUUGGGAUAUGAUUGACAAGGGGGACACCCUGUACGUCAUGAAACAUGUUCAGCAAGAGCUGUGUGCCCCAGCCCAGGAGCGUGUCAACUACCUGCCUCACUAUGAUACCAUUGUCAAAGGUGGCAUGUACGAGUACUAUGCCUCUGAAGGACAAAAUCCUCUCCCCUAUGCGUUUGCAGAGCUGAUCGAUAAUGCUCUGGCAGCUACAGCUGACAACAAUGGGCCCAGGAAGAUAGACAUUAGACUUCAUUUUGACGAUGCCAAUCCAAGCAGGAGCUGCAUCUCUGUGAUUGACAACGGCAAGGGCAUGACCCCACGGCAGCUGAAUAACUGGGCCAUCUACAGACUGUCCAAGUUCAUCAGGAAGGAGAAAGGCCGAGGUCCUGGCUCAGAGGCCCGAGAUUCCAACAACUUGUCAUUUGUUGGGGAGGAGAAUGUCCCCCGCUACAUGAACAGCGACAUCUCCUACUUUGGUGUCGGUGGCAAACAGGCAAUAUUCUACAUCGGCAGCUCAACCCGAAUGAUCAGCAAACCGAAAGAUUCCAGAGAUGUUCACGAGUUGACGAUAUCAAAAGAAGAAUUUGAGAAGAAGGAGAAAAACAAUGAAGCAAUAUACAGUGGAUUUAUCAGGAACAGAAAGCCAUGUGACAACUCUCAUAUUCCUGUGGAGGAUGAGAUUAUCCGACGACUCGUCCUGGAGGAGAACAAGCGUGAGAGUUUCACGGCUGUCGUGAUCCAACUCAUCAACCCGUCACACAUUCCAUACCUCAAACACAAGAUGAAGGAGUGGACACGACAGCUAUCUCACAUCUACCACUACUAUCUACAUGGACCUGACGGCAAUGUAGAUGACGACACUCUGGCAAGCAAGCAGAACAACCCAUUCAAAAACAUAGAUAUCGAGGUGAGCCUGUACACCAGAGGUGGGCCCCAGCCCAAGGUGGUCAAUCUGCGAGAUAUUGAAGACGACAUGCAGUCCAUGUUCCUGCACACAGCUUCCAGCAACUUUGAGUUCAAGGCUCUCGUAGACGGGACAAACAUUGUGGAGGGGGUCCUCCGGUACCACCCCUUCCUGUACGACAGAGAGACCUUCCCUUCAGAGGCUUAUGAUCCAAGAAUGGACCCCGAGCCAGAGGAUGACCACGACUACGCCAUCAAUGACAGACCAGCUAGGGGAAGAAGACCUGUGUUUGAGUGCUACUGGAAUGGACGACUCAUACCAUACACCCUGAUUGAGGACUUUGAGUGGUGCUGCCCUCCCAAGAAGCCCAAGGCCAUUCCAUCCGAUUGUUACAACAGAGUGUCUGGGGUGCUCUGGACCAAUGACAGCUUCCAAGUGAGCACCAACAAGCUGACGUUCCUGGACCUGGAGAUGAAGCUGCGAGACAAGAGUACCAGCUUUAGCCGGAUACACAGCGGCCAUGAAAAGAGAACAUCUAUCGAGAAGGAGUUUGUGUCAUGGCUGAAGGAGUGUCAUGACAAGCAUGACAAACAGAUCUUCUUCAGUAGUUUCCGUGGGACCAUCACCAGGACGGACCUCCCCAAACACAAGCAGUCGCCGUGGGCAGUGUACGACCAAGUCGAGUGGGACGGUAGACUCUACAAGAAGGGCUCCCUGGUGAAGAUCAUGCGCACCCUGCCGCCCAUGAUGGGGACAAUCAAGUGUUUCAUGUUGUACGGAGACCACGAUGGAGAAGUAUACUCCACUGGGGGCGACCUCGAGAUCAUACAGGAACCCAAAUCGGUGUAUGACGACACCAAGAUAGUUCCACUGUCCCGCCUUGACCGUACAGCCUCCCACCACAUGGUCAAGAAGUUUAUUGAAGAUGAAGAGGCCAAACUCCCCGAUAGCUUGAUCAUCAGUUGGCCAGAAGGUAAUGAAGUGAAGCAGAAUGGCCGCCGCCCAGCAGGAGAGACCGUUGGUGAUGUGAAGGUAGAGAUCUGUAACAAGAGGGGCGAAAUGAUUAGCAAGCUACCUGGGACAGCAGCCACAUCCAAGAAGCUGCUGGUCGAGCUCAAGAUCAUCUGGCAUUCUCCAGAUGGCGAUGAGGUGAUUGUGUCUCACAUCAGUCAGCAUGGCAAGAACUGGCCAUACUGGUUCAGGAAGAUGGAGAAUGUGAAGAAUCUUGGCCCCCACACACUACAGCUGCAGACAGUUCUCAAUGAGAGUGGAGCCACAAUGUUUGCAGGGAGGGAGCUUCCUUCAUACAAGAUCCGCUUUAUUGUCACAGAGGCAGAGCCAGAAAGGUUUACUGUGGGCCUGCUGGAUGGCCCGUUCAAGGUGGGCGUGCCCUUCCAGAUACCGCUCGAGUUCCAGGACAAAUACAACCACCCAGCCAAGCCUCCCUCCAAACUCAAGCCGGACUUCACUGCUGCGGGACUAGAGUUGUCCUACAGUGAUGCUCACAUCAAGGGGAACAGCAUCAUCAUCCGGGGAGUGGAAGCAAGGGGCACCGUCACAACCAGUGCCGGCAAGAACUUUAAUCUGACUGUGAAGAUCCCAGGGCUGGAGGAAGAUUCACAAUCUUUGAAGAUACGGCUGUUGCCAGGUCCCGCCAACGCACUGGUCGUCACUCCGGAGGAUAUGCAGGAGAUCGAGAACGGCAGCCCUGUGUCCUUCAAUGUGGUGGUCCAAGACGUAGCCAAUAAUGUCACAUCUGAAGGGAAGCAGAUUAUAACAUGCAAGUUUUCCGGUGCAUCAGGCCUUCCGACGUACACAGCUGACUGCAGCAACAGCAGCAGCUGCACCCUGACUGGCGACGCCCUCACAUUGAGGAAGCUUGUCAAGGAGCAGAUCAUCACAGCCAAAAUAGACAUUCAGGGCAUGAAGAAUGUCCAGUCAAUCGAGAAGAAAAUCCUUGUGAAGCCAAGUUUUCGUGUGACCAGCUUUAACUUGACCUAUGGUUCUGAGGCUAACAACAAAGUUACCAGGGUCAGCAUACCUAGCUCAGGGGAGAUAACUGGUAUUGCUGGGCAGCCUAUCAAAGAUAUCUGUUUCAAGCUGUUCGAUGAGGGAGGACGUGAAACUACACUCGAUGAACAGCUGGCAAGUAAGGUCAAGGUCAACUGGGUGCCGAAGGUGUCAAGAGAGGUGAUUCUCCAGGGAAAGCUGCCAGACAUCAAGAUCCCCAACUCUGUCAGCGAGUCCAAGUACUGUCACGUCAACCUGCUCCAGGGGCCGGGGGUAGAGUUCACCUUCACCGUCAGGUGUGUCCCCGGUCCCCCCUCACAGCUCAAGUGUGUGUGUCAGGGUACCAAGGCUCUCCAGGUUGGCCAAGAACUGGACCAACCCAUCCUGGUCACUAUCAAGGACAAGCAUGGAAACACCAUCAAUGAUCUGCCGCCAUCAACAGCUCGUGAGAUCAAGGUUUCUGGGGCGUUAUUGAACGCUGACAGCAUCCGAGUGUCAUCACAGCAGAAAAACUUUGUAGUUCAUGGAGUGAGGUUUGACAAGGCUGGUGUGGGAACACAGGAGCUGGAGGUCACCUGGAAUGGCCUCAAAGACUAUGUGCGGCUCGAGGUCGCUGCAGGACCCCCAGCCCAGCUGGAGCUGAUUGGCUGGACACUGGAGCAGGCUGUGGCUGUGUACAAUGACAGCAAGCUGCCCCAUUCACUCAAAGUACAGCUUUUGGAUGAGGCAGGGAAUCCAUCAAAAACUGCAGAUAUAAAAAUACAGAUCGCUAAGGAUCCCAAAAUAAAGCUGAUACCAGCACCGCAGCCUCUGAAGACAAAUGCUCAGGGUAUUACUGAUUUUGGGCUGCUCACAGUCAGUGCCACAAGAGGUGUGUAUGACAUUCAACCGAAAGCAUUCUACAACAAGUCUGUGAUAUCAGGACCAAAAAUAAAGCUGAACGUGCAGUCCGAUCCCACGCGGCCUGUGGAGCUGCAGGUGGACUACAGCAAGAAUGCAGCCUUUGUAGCAGGCGACAUCUUCCCAGAGUUCUCAGUGAAGGUCAUGGCUGAAGAUGACAGUGUAAUGGCGACUGCCAACCCAACACAUCUCAGCAUGAAGUUGUGGAAGUGUGACUCUGCCAAUCAGAAUAUGCCCCCCUCAAGGACUGCAACGUCCAUGAGCCCUGACACCCCACUGAAGUCAGACAAGGGAGUGUUUCAUUUUAGGAAGAGGAGCGUCCCGGAGCAGGCUGGAGCCUAUAAUGUGAUGUUUGUGUUCUUUGAUGGGAAGCAUGAGCUGUACAGCACAGUGAUCUCCAUCAAUGUGAUGCCUGGGCAGCCUGUGGAGAUAUCACCCCAAGACUCCCCAGGUACACCGACUGUGUCCAACACACGCAAUGCCGCCUCACGCUGCCUCAUCAGACAUCUCAAGCUCACAUUGAAGGAUAAGUUCAGCAACCACAUGGGGGAGAAGUACAAUGGCCGACUGACGCUAGAGAUUACGGCCCCCGAGGGAGUCAGCGAGAUACCCUGCUUUGUCGGCGGCACCAAGUCCCUGGACAUGUCCAUGCUGAAUGGACAGGUGCACCUUCAGAACCUGAUGUUACAAGAGAACACGCCUGGCAAAGAUGGACUGGAGUAUGUCCUGAAGUGCCACGUAUCAUGUGACAUCAUCCCCAGAAACAGAUCCAUUCCACAUUAUGAAAUACCAUUCCUCUUCUAUAAUGAUGCCAAGAAGCAGUCUCAGAUGGCGGCGCUGUCGAAGGAGCGGGACAACCUGCAGUCAACCAUCAGAGCCUACAAGUCUAUGUUCGAGACCCAGCAGCAGCUCGUUAGUGAACUCCGGAUCUCAGUUCUUGAAGCUACAAGGGAGGAACAAAACAUUCGGGGUGAACUCCGCAAACAAAACAUUCCUGCAUCCCAGCUUCAAGAUAUUGGUGUGGUAGACAAACUUGUGGCAGCCCGUGUUAAAGAGAGGGAGCAACUGCUGAAAGUUCCAAGACGGCUCUGUGGUCUGCCCCCAGCACCCAAGGACCAUGAGGUCUUAGGAAAAAUAGCACACCUGGGUCGGGUUGAAGAUAACGACAUUGCACGUGUCAUGUCAUGGCAUAUGUCAGCUGACAUGGACUGUGUCGUCACUCUCUCCACGAAGAAGGCCAAGGAGAUCUAUCACCAGACCAACGGGAAGCAGCAGGUGCUCCCCCUGGACUCCAUCUACAGGAAGAACCUGCCAGACUGGGGCAAGCCGCUGCCCCACACGAGGUUCCGCCCCAGCUGGACUCCGCCCGGCAACCCUGUGUAUGCCCGAGAUAUGCUGCUGUUUCCGCAGGAUCAGGAAAACUGCAGAAUAGUGUUCGGCAUGCUGCUGGGGGACACACUCAUCCUGGACACACUGGACCACGCCAACUCUUACAGACAGGAGAUCAUCAAACACACACACUGCCCCACCAUCUUGACCCGCAAUGGAGACAGAAUCCGCAGCAAUGGCAAGUUUGGAGGCACAAUGAACAAGGCCCUGCCUGUAGAAAAGCUGAGAGGUGCUGUGUUUAGUGAGCCUCUGCCUAUGGCUUAUCAUGCGUUAUGUACCCAGAUAGACACACUGCAGAGUUACAAGGGGGCCUUGGAGAGACAGAGCAAGGCCAAGACUGACCUACAGGAACAAAUAGAAUGCCAGAAACUACCAGAGAUGGUAAACAAAUACACAGAGUGUCAGGAUGCACAGAGGCAGCUCAAGGACAUAGAACACAAGCUGGGUGUGGGGCUCCAGCCUCGACAACGACCUCCUAGCAGCAACAGCGAUCCGAGGCUUAAGAACAGUAAUACCAUAGAAACACCGUCCAAACGUCAGAGAACAUUAUCUGGCUCCUCCUCAUCAACAACAGUGUCCAACAGCCAUCAGAAUGGAGAAGUGACAACGCCCACUCGAGCCAGCAAGAGGAUUGCCUCGAUGACAACAGUGGUGGCAGAGGAUGGUCGGAAGAAGCUGCGCAAAACAUGAUAGAAUUGUGGUUUAUUCCUCUGUGCCUUGUGGACUGUGUUGUGAUGGCAUCCUGAUAGUCUGCCUGCAGGACCACCUCAGCGUUCUCUCUUUCUUCUCCACAUGUGAUGUGGGUAAACCAGAUGAGGUGCUGGGGUGUAAGGGGAGUAACUCCUCCCUCUCAUGGAAAUACAACUCUACAAGCAACUGUGAGGCAAUGUUUGAGUGUAUUCAUGUUACAGGGCCUUAGUGAUUCCCAAUUUGGCCCUAAUUCUGUAUCCUUUCAACUUCAUUGACACUGUUAAGGGGUUGUCAAACAGUUAAAGGGAAUGAUAUAAUGAAUUAACUUACAGUUUACAGGAAAUAAGCUGUUUGAUCAAUUUGUCUGAUGGGAAUGAGGAACUGUCGGGCAAAUUGUGACAUUUUGGGGUUUGGUCAGUCAAUAAACUGCAUAUUCUAUUGACGUAAGAUUAAAAGUGUCUUAAAAAAGGCACAUUAAUGGGGUAAAGAUUGAUAUUUAUGAUAAUGGUAUGUGUGUAGUAAUUUGUGAAUCAUGUCAUUUCUCUGUCUACACAGUUGUUUUUUGUAUGAGUUUGUAGGUCAACAUUGUUAUGUUAAGGUGGAUACAAACUGCAAUAAGUAUGUUACAAGUCUGUGACAUUUAUAUAGAAAGAAUAUUUUCAUAUUAAUUGCUAGUCACGAGCUUGGUGCAGACAAUAGACAAACCAUAAACUGUGUCAUCUCUUGAUGUUCAUUUCACAUGAUAUAUACUUGUCUGUCAGUCAUGAUCCUGUGUGACCUCACUCCCUCAACACAAUAAUAUAGACUUGCAGCAUCACAUGUUGUCAUUCAUUUCAUGUCGUUAAUGUCAGCCUGGUUUAUCAGUUUUAGAAAUCCAAAAUUUCAGUUUCACUUCAUAUUUCAACACUGUGUUCAUUUGCCAUAAAUUGUAUCAUUUAAAGCUACUCACCAAGUGAGACCAUGGAAGUAUACAUUUUGUUAUGGUGAGGAGUGUCAUGAGGAUGGAUUGUGCAUCAUGAUGGGAGGGGUGUCAUGAUGGGAGGGUGUGUCAUGAUGGGAGGGUGUGUCAUGAUGGGAGGUGUGUCAUGAUGGGAAGGUGUGUCAUGAUGGGAGGGUGUGUCAUGAUGGGAGGUGUGUCAUGAUGGGAAGGUGUGUCAUGAUGGGAAGGUGUGUCAUGACGGGAGGUGUGUCAUGAUGGGAGGGUGUGUCAUGAUGGGAGGGUGUGUCAUGAUGGGAGGUGUGUCAUGAUGGGAAGGUGUGUCAUGAUGGGAAGGUGUGUCAUGACGGGAGGUGUGUCAUGAUGAGAGGGUGUGUCAUGAUGGGAGGGUGUGUCAUGAUGGGGUGUGUCAUGAUGGGAAGGUGUGUCAUGAUGGGAGGGUGCAUCAUGAUGGGGGUGUCAUGAUGGGAGGUGUGUCAUGAUGGGAGGGUGUGUCAUUAUGGAAGGUGUGUCAUGAUGGGAGGAAAGUGUCAUUAUGGAAAGGUGUCUUGAUGGGAGGGUGGUUCAUGAUGGGAGGUGUGUCAUGAUGGGAAGGUGUGUCAUGAUGGGGGGUGUCAUGAUGGGAGGUGUGUCAUGAUUGGAGGCAAGUGUCAUUAUAGAAACGUGUCAUGAUGGGAGGUGUGCCCUGAUGGGAGGGUGUGUCAUGCUGGGUGGGUGUGUCAUGAUGGGAGGUGUGUCAUGAUGGGAGGGUGUCAUAAUGGGAGGUGUGUCAUGAUGGGGGGUGUCAUGAUGGGAGGUGUCAUGAUGGGUGGGUGUGUCAUGAUGGGAGGUGUGUCAUGAUGGGAGGUGUGUCAUGAUGGGUGGGUGUGUCAUGAUGGGAAGUGUGUCAUAGGUGUGUCGUGAUGGGAAGGUGUGUCAUGAUGGGAAGGUGUGUCAUGAUAGGAGGGUGUGUCAUCAGACCAGCUGAGAGUGUACGGGUUAAGAGGAGCGUCGCCGAGGGUGGUUGAGCCUUGAGGCAGGCAUCUCCAGAAUGAGUGUUCUAGAGUCGCUAGGGUGAAUGGCCCGGAGGAUUCAGUUUGGGAGGACGAGUGUCUCGUGAUGAGGAUGGAACAUGCACGUCUUUUCCCAGUGUCCAUUCACAUUUCUUUUGUCAAGCAUCAAUAGUUUUGUUUAUAGACAACUGUUCAAAUACAUGUAUUUAAAGUGCUGAUACAGUGUAUGUUUAUAUGUACUGGAGGAGAUCUGUCCUGAGUUUUCCUUUGUUUGAUAGAUAUAUGCAAACCAGAACCAUAUAGCCACCUUGAUAUUUAUUGUAAUUCAGAUCAGACAGAUAUUGUGCCCAACCAUAUGUGUUGUUUGUUUUCGAAGGUCAUUUGAACCAAGGUCAUUUGAACCAAGGUCAUUUGAACCAACAUAAAAUGAUGAUCCAGUUGAAGACUUGAAUGACUCUCUAGCAAGUCACUGUCCUGAUCUCGGGUUGCAGGUAUAUUGUUGAAGUUGAUGAGAACUUUCUUGAUCAUCAACUUUAGGCUAUGAAAUAAGGCAGCAUUAUGUAUCAUAGAGUGCUACAUUAUCAAUUUCCAUUUGAAUGUUUUUGUGAUUAUUUGUAGUAUUAACCGACUUGUAUGUGUGAGGAAGUGAUGGAAACUGAUGCUGUGGUAUCACAAUGUUAUUGUCACAGUCUUAUGCAAAUUGGAGAGUAAAAUGUUUAUGAAACAAAUUGUUUCGAUGUAUUACAGACAUGUUGAUGUAGUGUUGGAGACACUUGGUUUGGUGUUGAUAGUACAUUUCAUAAAGGGCUCAUUCAGCAAUACAACACUGAACGUUCCACAUGUAAAGACAUCUCAGAGAGUUUUUUCAACAAGGGUAGACACCACUGGUCAAAUCCAACCAGUCUGCAGCUCAUUUCAGACUAGUGUCUCAUUUGAAGUAAUUCCAUUUGGUGAGAACACAACAAGUCUCUAUGGAUUUUCACAGUCUCUGGCUAAUGGACUCGUGGCCGUGUCUAUCUCUUGUUUUCUACUCUCUAGUGUUGAGAUAAUCGGAAGACAGUUAAACACUGGAUAUUGGUUUCCAGAUCUGUAUGAAUCAUAAUGGGAGUAGUAAUUGUUCUUUGACUGUAAUCUGCUGAUAGAUGAGAAAUAUUAAUUACUGAUUCUCAAACAACACUAAAGCAUUUUAUUUUUAAUAUAAAAAUCAGACACUUUGGAAUCAUAUUUGGUUAUUACCUGACAAGGUUUUAUUCCGGCCUUUUGGGAACUGGGUACUGUGCUUUCUCUUGUGUUUGUAUGGGAAGCAGCUCGGCCAAUACUCACUAGCAGUUGAGGUGACUUGUCUGUGUUCACCACUUUUUCCUUCACUUGUUUAGCUCACCUGACUGAAAGUCAAGUGAGCUCAUGUAAUGGCCUGUUUGUCCAGUGUCCACUGUAAACAUCUUCUCUUCAGAAACCACGAAAGCUGAAAUAUGACAUACUUGGUCCCACAAUGAUGACAUCUCAAUUUGUUCAAGAGUUUCGAACCUGAUUUUCAAUAAAAACCUUGAUUUGAUCUUUGCUUUGUGACUUUGCUCCUAAAUUCUCCCAAAAUGCAUUCCCUCACACUGCAAGCAUCCUCUCCUCGGAAACCAUGGGACCAAUGAAACUUCACAUAAAUGGCCUCACCAAAUAAUGUCACCUGAGGUUGUUCAAAGAUUCAAUAUGGCACCACAGCCAUAUUGAAAUAUCUAUUUAUGGCCAUACAUGUUUGUACAAAGUGGAAGAAAAGUAGGUAUUUGUGUUGUUAAUUUGUGCAAAAUUUUGAAUUCUGACUGUAAUAACCUUGUUUGUUCUGAUGAUGACUUCAUAUUCUGUUCAAAUCAUUAGAUUACAGUGAUUUUUGUAGUUCUCAGCAACGUUUGUUAAGUGGCUAUCUUUUUAUGACAUUUUAAACAGUUGACUACAUAUCCAGGUGAGCUACAGUGCUGUGGCACUAUUUUUCCUUCUGUAGGAUACUACUUGUUCAUGUUGGUCUAUAUUUCUACAGAUAUCAUUCUAACAUGCUUUGUAUGUUUACACACAACAUUUUAUCAUUCCAUUGUCAACUUAUCACUGUUCCAUUUUAAAUAAUAAAGUCCUAAGGAAGA
This is a messenger RNA of Haliotis rufescens (red abalone), 10175 nucleotides long. RefSeq names its product structural maintenance of chromosomes flexible hinge domain-containing protein 1-like. Lineage: Eukaryota; Metazoa; Mollusca; Gastropoda; Lepetellida; Haliotidae. Gene Ontology annotation, cellular component: chromosome. Gene Ontology annotation, biological process: chromosome organization; double-strand break repair. The transcript is spliced from 48 exons. The coding region runs from base 4 to 6117 and encodes 2037 amino acids. The record is from RefSeq and is a predicted model, not a curated record. Gene Ontology annotation, molecular function: protein binding; ATP binding.